Antechinus flavipes (yellow-footed antechinus) is the source of this 2697-nucleotide messenger RNA. It is a transcript of the gene PAX1, whose product is annotated as paired box 1. Gene Ontology annotation, biological process: regulation of transcription by RNA polymerase II; anatomical structure development. The transcript has 5 exons. Gene Ontology annotation, molecular function: DNA-binding transcription factor activity, RNA polymerase II-specific; RNA polymerase II cis-regulatory region sequence-specific DNA binding. NCBI's taxonomy places the organism in Eukaryota, Metazoa, Chordata, Mammalia, Dasyuromorphia, Dasyuridae. The coding region runs from base 1 to 1368 and encodes 455 amino acids. The record is from RefSeq and is a predicted model, not a curated record.
AUGAAGAUCACCUUGGGGUUUAAGGGCUGCCGGAGUUGGAAAGUGUACUGGGAGAGGGCCACCGAGAGUCUGCAGGGAGGCAGCGCCGCCGCUCUCCGGCUCCCGCUGCGGCUCCCGCUCCCCAGCAGGAGCGUCUCCAGUUCGAAGAGGGGCCGUGGCUCGCCGCUCUCGCUCUCCCUCCCUCUAUGUAUCUCCGCCCGAAGCAGAGCACACCCGGACUGCGCCCGGCCCAACCCCAGCAGUCGCUCGGGCGCCAGGCAGCCGGCCCUGCGCGCUGCUAUGGAGCAGACUUACGGAGAAGUGAACCAACUGGGCGGUGUUUUCGUCAAUGGGAGACCUCUGCCCAAUGCGAUCCGGCUUCGGAUUGUGGAACUGGCCCAGCUCGGCAUCCGACCGUGCGAUAUCAGCAGACAGCUCCGAGUGUCUCACGGCUGUGUGAGUAAAAUCCUGGCAAGGUACAACGAGACUGGCUCUAUCCUCCCGGGAGCGAUCGGAGGGAGCAAGCCCCGAGUCACCACUCCGAACGUGGUGAAGCACAUCAGGGACUACAAACAAGGGGAUCCGGGCAUCUUCGCCUGGGAAAUUAGGGACAGACUCCUGGCCGAUGGGGUCUGCGACAAAUACAACGUGCCUUCAGUCAGUUCCAUCAGCAGGAUCUUGAGGAAUAAAAUUGGGAAUUUGUCCCAGCCCAAUCCUUAUGAAGCCACCAAACAACCUCCUCCACAACCGGCACUGCCUUACAAUCACAUUUACCAGUACCCUUACCCCAAUCCCAUGUCACCCACUGGGACCAAGAUGGGGAACCAUCCCGGAGUUCCUGUGUCUGCGGGACACGUCAGUAUCCCCAGAUCCUGGCCUUCCGCUCACUCUGUCAGCAACAUCUUGGGCAUUCGAACUUUUAUGGAGCAAACAGGGGCCCUGUCGGGGACCGAGGGCUCUGCCUACUCCCCCAAAAUGGAAGACUGGGCCGGUGUGAAUAGGACGGGGUUCCCGGCUACACAGGCAGUGAACGGAAUUGAUAAAGCGGUUAUGGAAGCUGACAUCAAAUACCCACAGCCCACUCCAAGUCUUUCUACUGUGGGCAGCUUCCUUCCAGCCUGUGCCUAUCCCUCCUCCAACCAGCACGGAGUUUACGGCGGGCCCGGAGGCGGCUAUCUCACUCCCGGCCAUCCCUGGCCAGCGCAGGGCAGUCCCUUGGCUCACCACGGACCCGGUGUGACAGUGCACGGGGGAGAUCUCGCCACAGCCAUGGCGUUCAAACACCCCAGCAGAGAAGUGGCAGAUCGAAAGCCUUCCAGUCCAGUCGGCAAACCCCAAGACACCCUUAAUAGCCUACAUGGACUGUCUAUCCCGGCUUCGUCUUCUUAGGGAGGAGCAGCCGCUUCCCGAAGCCUGAGAGAACUGAGAAGCGAUGGGACCUGUGAGAGGGGAGGGAAGCAUGGCUGUGAAGAUCAGGUGGGAAGAGGCACCUGCAAAAACUGAAAGCGCUUUUUAAGCGUUCUAGGAGAAUACUUCGAUGCAGGGGGCAACUUUGGGGAGGGAGGAAGAUUGGAAUGGAAACGAACUGAGAUCCGUUCCCUGCCCUGAGAAAUCCUAGGUUAUCCCGCAAAAGUCAACGUCAAACUGCCUGGGAAAGAGCUAAGAAAACAGCAACCUGCUGUCCACCGAAAAGAUUUGCUUUCCAACGCAUCCCUGACUAUGCCCGCUCCUCUUUUUUCCCCCCAAGUCAGGGAAAGGAAAGUUUGAAUUUAUCACUUUUUCUUUUAUUUCUUGUCCGUUUUCACUUUUUCGUAGUUUACUGGAUUAUUUAACUUUGCCAGAUUUUUUUUUUCUUCUGGAUUCUACGUAUUUCUCUUCCUCAUUGUCCUGUCCACAUUGUCUUUUUAUCCUUCUUCCCUCCUCUCCCGGGUCUCUUUCGUAUUUUGUUUCUCCUCUUUCUUUUUUCUCCUUUCCCCCUCUUUUGCUGGUCUUUCCCCUCCUUAAUUUUCUCCAUCUCCAUGUUUUCUCUAGACCUUACUUUUGCUUAGAGCCGAAAAAAUAACCUUAGAGUUCACCUAAUGAUUAGAUUCCAAAUCCAAUCUUCUCAUUUUAUGGAUGAAGGCGCCUAGGCCUAGAUUCUACUCUCUUCCAUCUCCCUUUUUGGAUUUCCUCUUGCAUUUCUUACUCUUAGCUUUCUCUCCAUAAGUGGGUAAGUGCCUAAAUCCGAGGACCUUCUUUAUCACUAAGCACAAGCCUUAGAAAUGAUCAUUCAACCUAUCUUUUGGAUUCUUAAUCUCCACCUUCCUUUGGACUUCCCAGACGCCAGCAUCUGCUCAAAUUGCUUUCUCAGUCUCACUGUUGACCAAAGAAUCAGUUCCCCAGGUCUCCAUUCUUCCCUGCCCUCGAAGACCAAGUUGCUGCAAAGCCUGCAUUGCCAGACGUCCCCAAAAAGAACUAUGAUGAUUGCCUCACUGCCUAAGGAAAUGGACAAAAAAGUCACAGCAUUUUAUUUUAUAUUUUUAUAACAUGAAUAAAAAAUCCAAUGAAACUGCUGCUUUUUCAACCCUGGGUAUAUUUUCUAGGAAUCCAUGUAAUACUUGCCUUCCUAGAGUUUCCUAUUUCUGCUCCUUAUUCAGUAAUUUCACCUGAAAGGAAACUGAAAGAGGACCCAAAGAAAAGACAUCUUUUCUACCAGAACAUUUUGUAGCUAUAAUAGCU